Molecule: messenger RNA, 716 nt
Organism: Tachysurus vachellii
Lineage: Eukaryota; Metazoa; Chordata; Actinopteri; Siluriformes; Bagridae
Gene: tmem14cb
Product: transmembrane protein 14Cb
Exons: 4
Coding region: 133-459 (108 amino acids)
Biological process (GO): regulation of heme biosynthetic process
Cellular component (GO): mitochondrial membrane
Source: RefSeq, a predicted model, not a curated record
AUAAUGGAGUCCUCCGAGUUCAUCCGGGUACUUUUGACGUUUACCUGUAGACUAAUACAAAGCGUGCUGUAUUUAAGUUAGCAUUAAGUGCUCCAUAGCUUGUUUUAAUUUAGAUUAUUUUUAGCAUUUAGCAUGUCUGUAGAUUGGCUCGGAUAUGCUUUUGCUGCACUGAUAGCAACAGGAGGCAUUAUUGGGUUCAUAAAAGCAGGUAGUAUCAUGUCACUGUUAGGUGGAAUAGUCUUUGGGGUUUUGUCAGCGAUUGGUUCUUUCCAAUUGUCUAAGAAUCCGAAAAACAUCUGGCUUUUAUUUGGGACGUACGGAACACUGGCAGUUUUGAUGGGAGUAAGAUUUCUGAGCUCAUGGAAAAUAAUGCCAGCUGGGUUGAUAACAGGAGCAAGUUUAUUCAUGGUUUUGAGAUUAUUCCUGGGGUUCCUGUGGCCACGCAACAAAAACUCAUGAACGAGUAAGAAGAGAGGAAAGAAAAAUAUUGUGGAUCACCGAACAGCUCAUUGCUCUCUACACCAUGUUUGUCAACAAUUGUAAUAAAUUGUCAUUUUUCUAAGAUAUUGUGUUGUUUAAAAUAUUAAAAAAAAGAAGUAUAAAUGAUUAGACCCAGGCAAAUUAAACAUUUUAUAUCAAACUUUUCCAAUGUUUUCCUUUAAAUGGGAAUUCUUUACACGCUCAAGUGUCAUUAAAACAAACUUUUUUUUACUGUA